Molecule: messenger RNA, 2169 nt
Organism: Entamoeba invadens IP1
Lineage: Eukaryota; Evosea; Mastigamoebida; Endamoebidae
Exons: 3
Coding region: 1-2169 (722 amino acids)
Biological process (GO): retrograde transport, endosome to Golgi; endocytic recycling; Golgi to vacuole transport
Cellular component (GO): GARP complex
Molecular function (GO): syntaxin binding
Source: RefSeq, a predicted model, not a curated record
AUGGAGAACGAGCUUGAGACAAUCGAGAAUUUGAAAGAGUUCAAACCCAUUUUGCAGCAGAAAAUAUUGGACAAGGAACUGAUGUUUAUGGAGCAGGUGAGACAAAACAAUGGAGCUUUUAAAGAACUUGACAGCAAUUUGUCAAUGUUAAUUAAGUGUGUAGAAUCAUUGAAAGAGCGUGUCAUCGACCUUUCAGAGAAACUGAAUCAAACAUUCACGGGAUUCCAAGCGUUGCACUCAGAAGCGAAAAAGAUUAACACUGUUGUCGAACAAGACAAACACUCACAUCUAUUGAUUUGUUCGUUGCUGACGAAAUGCAUUCCACCACCCGAACUGAUCCAAAGACUGUUGACGAAACCGGUGGAUGACAAGUACGCGCCAGAUUUGGUUGCUUACCACUCGAUAUUACAAAAUUUUGAGGAAGUGAAGGAGAAGUAUAAGGACUCAAGUAUAGUCAAAUUGUGUAUGGAGUAUCACACACAUACGACAAACUAUAUAUGUCAAAGAAUUUAUGACGUGGUGGCUUCGAAGUUGAAUCAACUCUCUCAAUCAAACCCAAUCAUUCUUCAACACCAUUUGGCUAAUAACUACGCUAUUCACUUCAGGUUUUUGAUGAGAUACGCAGAAGAACCGUGUAACUCCCUCAAACACAAUCAUAUGGAAACUAUGAAGGCGUUGUUCUAUCAAUAUUUCACAACUUACACGGAAGAAUUGAUGAAACUGAGAACACAAAAGGCUUUGCCGAAGACAUUUGAGUUCAUCGAGUACAUCCCAAAAGAUAAUGUUUUCAAAGCAUGCAACGAAAAAGAAAAGGACUCCGCUGAGUCCUUUAGUCGUAUUAAAACACGAAUCGACGUGCAGCGCAAUGUGUCGAACAAAGACGACGAAAUCAUCAUUCCCAUUGUCAUUCAGACACAACAAAAAGAAACUCGGUAUGAACUGGAGACCAUCAUCGACUCACUCUAUCGAGUUCUUUUUGACACUGUCGCGAGUCAUGUCGAUUGCUACUCAAGAAUAUACCGAAAAAUCAUCGUCGAUAAAGACUCCUUUUCACGGGAAAUUAGUGCUAUGGUGGAAGAUGUGUUUGGGCCCAUAUUCCAGUACUUUAUAACUACUAUUAUUGAGAAGAAUAUAGUAUACCAGAACCUUGACAGCUUCACGUAUUUCAUCUACUUGAGGGAAUUUGUGAAUUGCCAGAACUUCAUUGACAAGAAUUAUGUCAUCUUGAACGAUGUAAACCCACUGAGAGAUCACUUGAACAAAGUAACUCAGAUGAUUAUAAGUAAGGUGUACUUCAUCUUGAAUAACACAAUCAUUUUUGUCCAGAGUGCGUCGGGACAGCCGAAGAACGAGAAGUCCCUCAUCAGAGCAAUUACGAGGAAAUACGCACAAUAUGAUUCAUUGCUCCAAUAUGUACAAGUGAUCCAUUAUUAUUCGGACCUCGAAGAAUUGUGCUGGAAAUUCAGAACAACGGUGGAACAGUACAUAAUAAAGAUGGCGACCUUUGAUAACAAAGGUGUCGAGAUCCCCAGCGAAUUUACUGAAGUCUUAAACUUUGCAUAUAUAGCUUGCUUUUUAAAACACCAAGACAACGAGUUCAUUAGACUUAACAAAGGAGUCAAAGACUUGACACCGGAAGAAAGGAAGAGUAUGAAUGCAGAUAUCUUCUCAGUAGAACAUAGUCUUGAAGUGAAAAGGGAGCACUUAAGUGGAUUAAUCAAUGAGAAAUUCUUCUUCUUCUUACUUGAGACGCUCAACCGAGUAAGAGACUUUGAGACAAAUAAACAAAGUGGAAAUGUCACAGAGAGUGAUGUCUUACAAUUUGUCGAACAUUUGAGAGGGUUUAUGGCGACUUUCAAGGAGAAGUGGAUCGUCAAAUUGAAAGAGAUGAUGGUAUACACACAAGGCUUAGCUGAUAUCAAAGAAAAGGAUAUUGAAUAUUGGGAGGAAGUGCAAGUCGAAAUUGGUGUUGAGUUCCAAAGAGGGAUUUUGAAGUUCUUUUUGAACUUGUGUGAGGAAUUCGACAAAAAGCUGAAGAGUGACUUGUUAUCAACCGACAUCAAACUUGAGUUGAUGAAAGGGUGUACUACUUUUGCUGCGAUCUACGCCGAGGUUGCAAAAUAUAUGGAAGCCAUCAAGCGCGGGAUACCAUUUUCUUCCUUAAAUUAA